Messenger RNA from Parathielavia appendiculata, 1560 nucleotides. RefSeq names its product carbohydrate esterase family 15 protein. The transcript has a single exon. Bases 189 to 1382 code for a protein of 397 amino acids. NCBI's taxonomy places the organism in Eukaryota, Fungi, Ascomycota, Sordariomycetes, Sordariales, Chaetomiaceae. The record is from RefSeq and is a predicted model, not a curated record.
GAUGAGCCCAUGAUUCAAUAUGGUUCGGAAGAAAGCAACGAGGCCGGAGAGUAUCACGGGGCCAGGCGCAAGGGCGCGCCGUUCGUAUAAAGUCCGGUCAAGAUCGGAAUGACCGCGAGGGACACGUCCGUUGUCGAGUCCAUACCACUGCGUUGCUGAACGAAGCUCUGAACUUCCCAGACAUUACAAUGGUCCAUCUGGCUUCAGCCCUCUUGUUGGCCGGCGCGGCGUUUGCCGUGGCCGCGCCCGCGAACGAGGUCUUUGAGCGCCAGACGUGCUCGACUCAGAACAGCUACCCAACUGUCAACGUAGCCAAGCUCCCAGACCCGUUCACGACAGCGGGGGGCACCAAAGUCACGACCAAGGCCGACUUCGAGUGCCGGCGGGCCGAGAUCAGCAAGAUCAUGCAGCAGUACGAGCUCGGCACGUACCCGCCGCCGCCGGACAAGGUCGAGGCGUCGAUGAGUGGAACCGGUAUCACGGUCCGGGUGACGGUGGGCAGCAAAACCAUCUCAUUCACGGCCUCGAUCCGCAAGCCGUCGGGCAGCGGCCCCUUCCCGGCCAUCAUCGGCAUCGGCGGCGCCUCGAUCCCCAUCCCGAGCAACGUGGCCACCAUCACCUUCAACAACGACGAGUUCGGCGCGCAGUCGGGCGGCGGGUCGCGCGGUCGUGGCAAGUUUUACGACCUCUUUGGCAGCGGCCACUCGGCCGGCUCGCUCACGGCGUGGGCGUGGGGCGUAGACCGGCUGAUUGACGGGCUGGAGCUUGUCGGGGCGGCGUCGUCGGGCAUCGACACCAAGCGGCUCGGCGUGACGGGCUGCUCGCGCAACGGCAAGGGCGCUUUCGUCACGGGUGCCUUCGUCAACCGCAUCGCGCUCACGAUCCCGCAGGAGUCCGGGGCCGGCGGUGCCGCGUGCUGGCGCAUCAGCGACCAGCAGAAGUCGCAAGGCGCCAACAUCCAGACGGCGCAGCAGAUCGUCGGCGAGAACCCGUGGUUCUCCAAGAACUUUGACCCGUACGUGCGGUCCAUUACGACGAUCCCGCAGGACCACCACUUCCUGGCGGCCAUGAUCGUGCCGCGCGGGCUGGCCGUGUUCGAGAACAACAUCGACUGGCUUGGCCCUGUGUCGACGACGGGUUGCAUGAAGGCCGGCCGCGCCAUCUACAAGAGCUACGGCGUGCCCAACAACAUGGGCUUUUCGCUCAUCGGCGGCCACAACCACUGCCAGUUCCCGAGCGGCCAGAACUCGGAGCUCACCAGCUACAUCAACUACUUCCUGCUCAACGGCAGCACUCCUCCCGGCGCAGUCGAGCGCAGCACUGCGAAUGUCGAUCUGAACAGCUGGGCUCCGUGGGCCGCCAGCGCCCCGACGCUCUCGUAAAAGGUGGGUUAAGAAAGGGAACGAAGGGUCGGUGGUGAGCUACCGGGAUGUCGCUUGUCUUCGUUCUGUCGGCGGGCAAUUCAUUUGAUCAUUAGCGAGAUACUGUUGAUGGAGGUUGGCGCGAAAAUGUAUGCUGUAAAUAUGGCGAGAUAAACGAGAUGUCUCUUCUCGGUGCUGA